Echinostoma caproni is the source of this 1131-nucleotide messenger RNA. NCBI's taxonomy places the organism in Eukaryota, Metazoa, Platyhelminthes, Trematoda, Plagiorchiida, Echinostomatidae. The record is from the annotation of a GenBank genome assembly.
AUGCAACUCAUUGUUGUCCGUUCCAAGUCGCAGGCUGCUGCCUCCUAUAACCAAACACAAGCAUGUCUCAAAGGUGAACUGACCACAGGUGAUCCGGUGUACGCCGUUCCGGUACCCACCGUAGUUCCACUUCCUCUAUCGACUACUGAAACGAAGACUUUUGAACCGAACCAUGUUGCCUGUGGUCGAGCUCAUUCAGUGAUUGGAUUUCGUUCCUCCGCUUCCUCCACUGAACCCCCAGUUGUAUUUGGCCUAGGGAACAACGUGUUUGGGCAGUGUGGCCGACAGAUAGUGGAGAACGAAGUGUUUGGCCCGGAAAGCUCUGUCAUUUCUCGGCUCGUUCUACCCGAAGAGGUGAAGGAAAUUAAGCAGAUUUGUUGCGGACAAGAUCACAGUCUACUUCUAAGUACAGAUGGCGUCGUAUUUUCCACCGGAUUGGGAUCAGACGGGCAAACGGGUCUGGGUCACUUAGGUUUAACAGAUCGGUUCACCCCCGUAACUGGAGCCUUGCGGGAUCUGUUUGUUGAACAAAUUGCCUCGCGUGGGGACACCGUCUUGGCACUGACCCGAUGCGGUCGCCUUUUUGCUUGGGGUAACAACGAAUACGGCCAGAUUUGGCCUAUCGGUGACAAUCUACAGGUAUCCGUGCCGGUAGAGUUGCCUUUGGACAAUUGUGUGAUCCCCGCUGAAGCUGGAGGACAGUAUUCCUCGGUCCGGAUCGGUCGUCCUUUGUCAAUCGCGUGUGCUGGAUCUAUGUGCUCACUUGUCGACGAGGACGGUCAUAUAUUCGUUUGGGGCUUUGGUUGCAUUGGCCUUGGUCCCAAAGUGAACUUCGCUUCACUUCCAACACUAAUCCCUCCAGGGUUGUUUCAUAUCGCCCCACCGGGAAGCACACAUCGUCUAGUAUCAGUAACUAGUGGUCUACAUCAUUUCGUCGCACGCAACACAGACGGUAUGCUUUGGGCAUGGGGAGCGCCUCGAGGUGGUCUACACUGUCUCGGUUUGGGCAGUGGGUUGGCUGCAAAUGUUGAUCGACAAACCUAUCCAAUGCCAUUGUCCAUUCCAGCCCGAGUGACCGAUGUGGCCUGUGGAGUAGACCAUACAGUUGUCCUCGCACGAUCGCUGGUAUGA